Molecule: messenger RNA, 1463 nt
Organism: Suncus etruscus (white-toothed pygmy shrew)
Lineage: Eukaryota; Metazoa; Chordata; Mammalia; Eulipotyphla; Soricidae
Gene: STC2
Product: stanniocalcin 2
Exons: 4
Coding region: 36-950 (304 amino acids)
Biological process (GO): intracellular calcium ion homeostasis
Cellular component (GO): extracellular region
Molecular function (GO): hormone activity
Source: RefSeq, a predicted model, not a curated record
GAGCCCGGUCUCCGCAGGCAGGUCCGCCCGCAGCCAUGGGUGCCGAGCGGCUGUGCCGGUGGGCGACCCUGGCGCUGGUGCUGGCCGCCCUGGACUCGGCGCGGGGCACCGACGCCACCGGCCCGCCCGAGGGCCCCCAGGACCGGGGGGGCCCGCAGAAAGGCCGCCUGUCCCUGCAGAACGCAGCGGAAAUCCAGCACUGUCUGGUCAAUGCCGGCGAUGUGGGUUGUGGUGUGUUUGAAUGUUUCGAGAACAACUCCUGUGAGAUCCGGGGCUUACAUGGAAUCUGCAUGACUUUUCUGCACAAUGCAGGGAAGUUUGAUGCCCAGGGCAAGUCCUUUAUCAAAGAAGCCCUGAAGUGCAAGGCCCAUGCACUGCGGCACCGCUUCGGCUGCAUCAGCCGUAAGUGCCCUGCCAUCCGGGAGCUGGUGCUUCAGCUGCAGCGGGAAUGUUAUCUCAAGCACGACCUGUGCUCAGCUGCACGGGCUAACACAGAUGUCCUCGCCGACAUGAUCCAUUUCAAGGACCUACUGCAGCAGGAACCCUUUGUGGACCUCGUGAACCUGCUCCUGACGUGCGGGGAGGAGGUGAAGGUGGCCAUCACCCACAGCGUCCGCACACAGUGUGAGCAGAGCUGGGGCAGCCUCUGCUCUGUCCUCAGCUUCUGUACCUCCGCCCUGCACAGACCUCCCACAGCCACUCCUGAGCACCAAUCCCAGGGGGACAGAGCCAGGCCUGCCAGGGCCCACCCCGGGGAAGUGGGAUACCAACUCCUGGAGCCUAGCACCAGGGAGACUGGCCGAGGCGCCAGGGGUGAGCGGAACAGCCGGAACCACGUCCAUGCCCUCCCCCGGGGCCAAACCAUGUCUGGCCCCAGUGCCCAAGGAGCUUCUAGAAGCAGCAUCGAGGGAGACAGUGGACAGUCGGAGGAGUCAGACAUACGGAGGUGAGACUCCGUGAGCCUAACCAGGAAACCUGUUCUCCACUCCGUCCCUUUUCUUCUCUGUGGCCAUUCCAAAGACAUUUGCCAUCGCAGAGGGGGGCUGUCAAGCCCAGGAGCGGGUGGGGACUGAAGACUGGAUGAAGGUGGAUGUGAGCAGAAGGGCUAAGGAUGCCCAGGGGCACGGCUCUCCCCCGGGCUGUGGGGAGUGACACAAGGUCCCAUAUUUGUAAGAGGAGGCCAUCACACCUCAUGUCCUCUUUUGCAACUUUGCUUUCUGUCCGCAGAGAUAGGUCUGCGUGGAGAAGGGCAGGAGAGGAGGGUGCCCAGGAAGUACCAUGUGCUUGCGCAGCUGGACACCUCCACAGCCCUUGUAGCUUCAAGAGCUGCAGCUGCCAACGGACAGGGCCUGCCAGGAAUGCAUGGGGGAGGGGUAGUCCUUGGGGUUUAGGGGGGUACUUAGGUGCCAGGGGGAAAUUCAGCUUCACCAGGGAGUCCCUGGAGGUCCAGCACUGCAGGGCAG